Molecule: messenger RNA, 3468 nt
Organism: Cololabis saira (Pacific saury)
Lineage: Eukaryota; Metazoa; Chordata; Actinopteri; Beloniformes; Belonidae
Product: SH3 domain-binding protein 5-like
Exons: 9
Coding region: 270-1637 (455 amino acids)
Biological process (GO): negative regulation of protein tyrosine kinase activity; intracellular signal transduction
Cellular component (GO): cytoplasm
Molecular function (GO): protein kinase inhibitor activity
Source: RefSeq, a predicted model, not a curated record
CUAUGCGCUCUUCUACCACAGUUCGUCCGCUGCGGAUCCUUGAGGUUAAAUGUUCCUUUGCUGAAUGUUUAGGAUACCCCGCGGUAGUGCGUGAGGCGAUGCAGGCACUUCUGCUUCUUUCCACAAACUUAAUCCUGUGAAAGUGUUGACCAUGGUCUGGGCUGUGCGUAAAGGUUAGAGAGGGCGGACCACUGCGCGCAGCACCCGGGGGGCGAGCCGAAAUACACUCAAGACCCUUCUUUUGACUAAAGUCACCAAAUAUUCGGAGGAUGGAACAAAAUGGGAAUAAGUGUGAGGACAACUCUGAGUGUGCAGAGGAAGAAGAAGAGGUGGAUCCCAGAAUCCAGGGAGAGCUGGAGAAGUUGAACCAGUCUACAGAUGACAUCAACCGCUGGGAGAGUGAGCUGGAGGACUUCCGGCAGAGGUUUCGCGCGGUGCUGGCGGAGGCCACGGUGAAGCUGGACGAGCUGGUGAAGAAGAUCGGACGAGCCGUGGACGACUCCAAACCCUACUGGGAAUCCCGCAAAGUGGCCAAAAAGGCUCGAGUUGAAGCCCAGCAAGCCACACAGGAAUUCCAGAGGGCCGUGGAGAUCCUGCGGGCAGCUAAGGAGACCAUUGCUCUAGCUGAGGAGAGGCUUCUGGAGGAAGACACUCGCCAGUUUGACUCCGCCUGGCAGGAAAUGCUCAACCAUGCCACACAGAGAGUCAUGGAGGCAGAGCAGGCCAGGAUACGCAGUGAAGCUGAACACAAGAAAACAGCAGCCAACUACAACUCCUGCAUCAGCCACAUGAAGCAGUUAGAGAAGAAGCUGAAGCGCUCCAUCAACAAAUCUAGACCCUAUUUUGAACUGAAAACCAAAUACUAUCUACAACUUGAGCAACUGAAGCACCAUGUGGAUGAGCGUCAGGCCAAACUGAUGGUUGCCAAGGCGGAAUACCGCACAGCGUUACGCAACCUGGAGAGCAUCUCGGAGGAGAUCCAUGCAAGGCGGCGUUCCCUCACCAUGGGAACCAGGGAACAAGGCGUUGGUGCAGAGGGAGACGAUGGUAACGAGGAUAUCGCUGACUUCAAAAUGGAGUCAGACGCGGUGUCAAUGGUGUCAGUAUCAAUUGACGAAGAGGGCAGUCAGAGCUCAGAGGAGGAGGCCGACACACACACCACCUCCUCACAUCCAGCCACGGCGUCCUCGCCCUCAUCUCUGCACUCACAUCCUCCCACUUCUGCCUCCACCCCCCUCGACAUGCCUCCCCUUUGCCAUCCCUCCUCGUUCGACACCCCCUGCUCCUUCCUCAACUCGUCUCCUCCUUCCUCCACCCUGUCCUCCUCUUGUCCCGGUGGUCUGGAGUUGGCCAGCCCCUGUAGCUCUCACAGCCCAGACUCAGCGUGUGGUUCUGGGCACAUCUCACCUCUCCUGGGUCCUCGCAGCCAGUGCAGUGGAGCUUCCUCUCCAGACUGCGAACAGGAGAGAGGUGACAGAGCAGAAGGAGCAGAGGCCACAGUAGAGGACAGUCUAAACAAGUUAACCUUGAAUGUUGCACAAACACAAGAGGACUCGGAGCAAGAUCCACAAUUCACUGACCCUGAAGUCUCCUCCCCCGGCGCCGCCGCUACGGUUCUGCUCCUCAACAGCGUCUAAUGGACGUGUGCUGCACCUUAAAUACUGACUGCACCUAUCUUCAGGUCUCAAAACGGACUCAUUGCAGAGCGUUUCGGAGCAGGAUGAACAUGAAAGUGACGGAACGGCAGGCCGCCAUCCCGCAUGACUCGCUCUCUUCGUGUUGUGUAAACAUCAGUGUUGUCACAUGAAAGAUGUUAUGUAGUGUGCUUAUGCUCACCUUCUUCACCUUGCAGGACACAAAUACGAAAGUAUGUAAAUAUUGCUCAGAAGUGAGAGCUGUUUCACAUCUGCAGUGUGAGACUUUGUGUUUGUCCAAGGGCAUCAGCAACGUUUGGUCGAAACAGCCUCGCUUACGAUGGAGUCUUUGUUUCCUUGCAGAGAGACCUCGCUUCUAUUUAUUUGUGCCGUAAAAUCUCCCUCCAGAAUCUAUCAGUCAUGUCAGCUGUGAUAUAACAUGUCUGUAGCUAUGCAUUGACGUGGCCGCAUUAAUAUAGUCAACUUUAAUUUACAUUAACCUUCCUGAGGCACCACUAAGAGACAUUUUCUAUCAGUAUUAGCUGCGAACAUCUUCACGUAAGGAUCAAAACGGGACAGAAACCGACUGGUGUCUUUCUCUGACGUCUUUAAAUGUCAUUUUUGACUUCAGAGAAACACGAAGGAAGAAAGUGCACAGCAAGCAGUACUUUGAUCCCUAAACUAAAGAGACUUAAAGUUGGAUCUCACCCCCCCGAGACACGAAUGGUCUUCCAUUCAUAUUUGUGAACGUGUGUGUGAAUGUGUCAUUGAGAGCAAAGUUCAAACCCGACUCUGAGUCAGUUUGUUUUCAUGGCUGAGUGAAAGGUUUUUUUGAAUGUGUGUUGUGAUUUUGUCAGUUAUUCAGAUAUUACCCUUUAGUACAGAUCUUCUAUAUUUAUACUCAUGUAUUCUUGGAUAAAAACAGUGUUUGUGUUUAUUGUUGUAAUAGUUUAGUACAAAAUAAGCAAUAAAUCUGUUUCAUGUCAAGUUUUUAGUGACUGAAAAUGAUCCUUCAUCAUUUCUACUGUUGGACUGAGGUCAGAAUGUUUCUGCUUCUCGGGCUGUUUUGUUUUUUUCUUUGAUGGACUUGUUUUCCCCUGAAAUGUAUUUUGUUGGUAUUUUAUUUUGAAAUCCAGUAGUGCAACUCGGACUUAACGCUCCAUGAUAGCAAGUCUUCCUUGUCCAGCUGCAGCAGAACAGUGUGUUUAGCAUCUCAUGCUGAGAAAAGGUGUUUAUAUAAAUGUUAGCCUUUUCAUUAAAACCAAAAACAUUUAUUUUGUCUAAAACUGUAAAUGGACAUUAAUCUUAUUCCUGGAGAACCGUGAAGUUUCAGUUUUCAGAUUAUGAUGAAAAUGUUAAAAUUAGAUGGUGUUAACGGUUGUGAAUCUACAGUAUAUCCAGUUUUGAAAACCAACGCUCGUUUUUUCCCACUCAGAUCUUCACAGUUCCUUUGUUCCAGACAUGAUGCCUUUUCACUUGAUUUUUAAUGCCAGACUUUGAUAAACCUCUGUUCUCCAGAUGAAUCAAAGCACCAAUUCAUUCACCUGGAUAUCUGCUCAGUAAUCAUCCUCACAUGAAUCAGGGAACGUCUGCUGUAUUAUGGGAUUUGUGAGGACUUUUACUUUUAGUAAAGCCAAGCAGUGUUGUGAAACAGCUCCUUCUGUUUUUAUUAAGAAACACUACUGUAUGUAGCACUUCUAACCUCAUAAUACGGCAUAUCACAAGAAAGGUUUCGUCUACCUAAAGCGUGGGACACAUUGAAGCGGGAAAAGAACUCACAAUUGGUCAUGUUUUCACACACAUAUAUGACUUUUAUUCCUCACAAUUUUCCCCU